CCUCGGUGGCUGCGCCCCAUUGGCGGGGAGGGGCGCGCAGCUAUGGCGACGGGCGGCGGCGGAGCUGCGGCUCCCGCUGCGAGCGGGGGCGGCGGGCGGCGGGCACCGGGGCUGAUCUCGUCUGAAAGCAAGAGGCUAAGCAAGGUGGCAGAUGCGGUGGAGAAAAGGGGACCGUACCUCAUGAGCAAGCCCCCCUCCAUUCACGCCAAGCUCCAGAGGCAGCGCCAGCUGGCGAAGGCAGCGCUCCGCAGGCAGGGGCUGCUGCAGGCACCUGCGCCCCAACACCCGAAGCUGCAAGCUAAAAGGUUGGUGAAGUUUCACAAAGGCUACACGCCGCUCAGCCAGACGGCAGAUGAAAACCUGGUCUCCCUUGAUUCAGACAGUGACGGGGAGCUGGGAUCCCGCUGUUCCUCGGGCUACUCCUCUGCCGAGGUGAACCAGGACCUGAGCCGGCAGCUGCUGCAGGAUGGGUACCACCUUGACGAGGUCCCAGAUGAUGAAGAUCUAGAUCUCAUCCCCCCAAAACCCGUUUCCUCCUCCUAUUGCCCCUGUUGUUUUGGAGACUCUCUCUCCUGCGUGAUCCAGUAGACACCGCUCGGCUGGAGCCGUGCAAGAACAGGUCAAAAGCCAGCACUGGGAUGGCUGUCGGUGUCUGUAUCCCACCCUGGGAUGGUGGCACAAAGACUGAAUGAUGCUGCAAUGCCACUGGUGGUGAGCAGCAGCGGCCAACCAGCUCCAAAGGACUUUUCUUUACUGUCAGCAAUAUCAGGGAGAGGUGGCACAGUGACAUUUAGGUGGCCAGGGUGGGGAGGGAGGAGAGGCAGAGCCCUGUCACCUCCAUGGGGGUGUAAAGGGAAGGAAUCAGGAGGCACAGCAGCAGAUGCCCUCUGUUUUCCCUGCCCUCCUUUUUUCCUCCUUUCAUCAGCCACGUUGGGGAUUAGGAUUUGGCUCUGGACACAACUCGCCCUCCCUAACGAUGAGGUGGGGUAGAGCCGGGAAGCCCCAAGACCCCUUUUCUAUUUAUUUCAGCUUUAGUGCCCGCUCCUCCCUGGCUGAAGCCAAGCUGCAAGGCUGGGCUGGGCUGCCAGAGCAUUGCUUUAUUUAUCUGUCUCGUACUGCUUGCAAUUAAUUGCUGCUGUGUUCCCUCCUCCCAAAGCCAGGGCUGACCUGAACCAAAGAUGCUGCUCCGGGAAAGCAGAUAAGAUGGGGAGAAACCAAACAGAGCUGCUGAGCUUUUAGCGCCUGUGUUUAUUACAUCCACCAGCAGCUGCCGCUCGGGUGGGACCUCUGCACUUUCUGUCUCUCCAGGGGCUCAUUAAGUUCUCGCUUUGGAACUAACAGUGCCCAGUGCUCCCCAGAGCUGCUCUGAUGCAGGCAAGGGGCAGCCCAGCCUCCCCGUGCCAGCGCUGCUCAGCUCCUUAGGGUGUGGAUUUGGGAGUCUUACCUGCUGUGAACCUUAAAAGCUGCCUUAA
This is a messenger RNA of Cuculus canorus (common cuckoo), 1472 nucleotides long. It is a transcript of the gene FAM219B, whose product is annotated as family with sequence similarity 219 member B. The coding region runs from base 43 to 588 and encodes 181 amino acids. The transcript is spliced from 6 exons. Lineage: Eukaryota; Metazoa; Chordata; Aves; Cuculiformes; Cuculidae. The record is from RefSeq and is a predicted model, not a curated record.